This is a messenger RNA of Acanthosepion pharaonis, 717 nucleotides long. NCBI's taxonomy places the organism in Eukaryota, Metazoa, Mollusca, Cephalopoda, Sepiida, Sepiidae. The record is from the annotation of a GenBank genome assembly.
AUGUUUUAUAGUAUUUCCUGGGGGGAGAAGAAGAUUUUCAUUCUUUUCUUUUCUUCAAGGAGUUUGGUCUUCGUAACUGAUUCUUUUUUUUUUUAUUCUACAUUCUUUCUUUCUAUCAUUCUUUAUUUUUUCUUCUUCUAUUUUCUCAUGAUUUCUUUUUUCGUUUUCCUUGAUUUCACUCCGAUUCUUUCUUAUUUUUAUCUUGUAAUCAGUUCGGACCUUCAUUCUUUCUUUUUCUUCUGGUUUCUUACCUUCUUUCUUUCUAUGCUUUAUGAUCGAUUCUCUCUUUCUUUCUUUUUCUUCUGUUUUAAUUUUUUUUUUGUUUUUUGGUCGAUUCCUUCUUUCUUUCCUCUUUUCUCUCUUUUCUUUUUCUUUUCCUUCUUUUUUUUUUUUCUUUUUCUUUUUAAAUUAUUUCAAUUAUUUCUUUUUAUUUUUCCAUCUGGUUUCUUUUUUGUCUUUUUUGUGGUCGAUUAUUUCUUUCUAUCAGUUUCUUCUCAUUUCUCUUCAGAUUUAUUUAUCGCCUUUCUCUCUCUCUCUCUCUCCCUCCCCCUUCCUUCUCUCCUAUCUCUCUCCUUCUCUCCCCCUCUCUCUCUCUCCCUCCUUUCUCUCAUCUAUACUUCCAAAACAUUAAAUUUUUUUCUCUCUCUCUUUAUCCUCCUUUCUUUAUUCUCUUGUUCUCUUUUCAAUAUCAUUCGUUUUCCAAAUAAGCUUCGAUGA